AUGAAGUUGAAUUUUGAAAAUAAAACCUUAACAGUUGGCAUCAACGAGAAUGCUCCAUAUACUUUUUUACGUGUAGACGAUGAAUUCGAAAAAUGGUUUACAGUUGGUGGUUCAGAAACUCGUCUUUUGGAAACAUUAAGUUUAUAUUUUAAUUUCACAUAUAAAUUGGUUAAUUGCCACCGAAAUUGGGGACAUAAAAAUGAAAAUGGCACUUGGAAUGGCCUGAUUGGAUUGUUGUUUGGACAAAAUGCUGAUUUCGGCAUUGGUGGUGUGAGCAUCAAUCAUGAACGAAAUGAAGCUGUUUUAUUUUUAUAUCCACAUCAAAUGGAUCCAGUAACAUUCACAACACCUGCAGCAUCAAUAAAUGAUUAUUAUAGACAUUUUUUAAUCGAACCAUUUGAAACAUCCGUAUGGCAUUCUUUUAUUCUGUGUAUCUCCAUAUGUAUCAUAUUAGAUCGUAUUAUCAAGAAAUAUGAUCAAAAAUCUGAUCUUUUCUGGGCCAGUUUAGUGUUGUUAUUUCGUCAACCACGAAAUAUUAGAACAAAUUUAUCUAGUCAACCAUUUCUAUCAUGGAUCAUUUGCUGGAAUAUUGGAAUGUUUAUAUUUUCAACCGCUUAUGCAGGGCAGUUCUAUUCAUUGAUUACUGUGCCAGAAAUUCCUGAUGAAAUAGAUUCAGUUCUUCAAUUAUAUCAUGAAGUUCAAUCAGAUGAAAUGUUCGUUGUGACCGUUGCCAAUUCUCUAUAUACUUCUAUUGUAAAGAAUUUUCCAUUAGAUAUUGGAAAAAAUUCACAAGUCGUUGGAGAUGCUAAAGAAGGAUUCAAAUUGGUUAGAAAUAAUAGUGAACAAUUGCCACGUGUAGCAUUUAUAGCCGAACGAAAAAAAUUGCUAUAUCAUAGAAUAAUGUCUGGAGAAAAAUUCUUUCAUAUACCACCAGAAAAUUUUGAUUCUUCAUUAUUUAUAGAUAUAUUAUCCAUACCAAUGAGACAAAACUUUCCCUAUGUAAAAGAAUUUGAUACAACGUAUGUCUAA
Molecule: messenger RNA, 1029 nt
Organism: Dermatophagoides farinae (American house dust mite)
Lineage: Eukaryota; Metazoa; Arthropoda; Arachnida; Sarcoptiformes; Pyroglyphidae
Product: ionotropic receptor 40a
Cellular component (GO): membrane
Molecular function (GO): ligand-gated monoatomic ion channel activity
Source: RefSeq, a predicted model, not a curated record